AUGGAAUCUCUUAUUAAAACAGAACCUUUGUACAACAUCUCGUAUGCAAAAGAAUCACCAGGAAUCUACUUCGACUACAUCUCCGACAUGCAUACAACAGCUGCAAAUUGGGAGAUAGCAAUAUAUUUAAAUGUGUCCAUUUAUCAGGCACAUUAUUUACAAAUCAACAAUUUUCAGAUUGAAACUCUAGGACUUUGCAAUGAAGCGACCGAAAGUUUUUCAAAUGAAUGCAGUUUCUUAUGCUUAAAAAAGAAAUGUUAUACUUCUGACAUUUGUUCGUUGUUUAAGACUACAUCAGAAAAAGUUUUGACCGAAUUUGAAUUUGGGACUAACAAAUUACUCCAAAUAGUUGAAGAACAGUAUCAUUCAAAACAUAAACGUGAUGUAGCCAGCAGUAUAAAAGAAAUGAUAUAUACUCUGUUCGGGUCUAUAAAAAUAGACGAUGUUUAUAAAUUAUACUCAAAUAUCAGAACAAUGAUAAAAAUGGACAGAAAUCUUAAAAUUUAG
Molecule: messenger RNA, 507 nt
Organism: Macrosiphum euphorbiae (potato aphid)
Lineage: Eukaryota; Metazoa; Arthropoda; Insecta; Hemiptera; Aphididae
Source: the annotation of a GenBank genome assembly